Messenger RNA from Procambarus clarkii (red swamp crayfish), 1071 nucleotides. Lineage: Eukaryota; Metazoa; Arthropoda; Malacostraca; Decapoda; Cambaridae. The record is from RefSeq and is a predicted model, not a curated record.
AUGGAGGAUACUCUCAGGGGCAUGAUGGAUACUCUCAGAGACAUGAAGGAUACUCUCAGAGACAUCACGGAUACUCUCAGACACAUUAAGAAUUCUCUCAGCAUCAUCAAGGAUUCUCUCAGAGAUAUGAAGGAUACUCUACGACCCAUGAAGGAUUCUCUCAGAGACUUAACAGAUACUCUCAGAGACAAGAAGGAUACUCUCAAAGUCAUCACUGAUACUCUUAGCGACAGUAAGGAUACUCUCACAGACAUGAAGGGAGACAUGAAGGAUACUCACGGAGAUUUGAUGGAUACUCUCAGAGUCAUCAACGAUACUCUAAGAGUCAUCAACGAUACUCUCAGAGACAUCAAGGAUACUCUCAGACCUAUCACAGAUGCUCUCCGAGACAUCAAGGAUGAUACUCUCAGAGUCAUGAAGGACACUCUCAGAGAUAUCAAGGGUACUCUCAGACCCAUGAAGGAUACUCUCAGCGACAUGAUGGAUACUCUCAGAGAUAUACUGGACAUUCUCAGAGACAUGAAGGACCCCAUGAAGGAUACUCUGAGAUAUAUUAAGGAUACUCUCAGAGACAUGAAGCAUACUCUCAGACCCAUGAAGGAUACUCUCAGAGACAUGAAGGUUACUCUCAGAGACAGGAAGGGUACUCUCAGAGACAUGAAGGAUACUCUUAGACCUACUCGCAGAGACAUGAAGGAUACUCUUAGACCUACUCGCAGAGACAUGAAGGAUACUCACAUAGAUAUGAAGGAUACUCUCAGAGACAUGACGGCCCCCAUGAAAGAUACUCUCAAAGAUUUCAAUGAUACGCUCAGAGACACGAAUGAUACUCUCAGAGACUUGAAGGAUACUCUCAGAGUCAUCAAUGAUACUCUCAACGACAGAAAGGAUACCGUCAACGACAGAAAGGAUACUCUCAGAAAGGAUACUCUCAACGACAGAAAGGAUACUCUCAACGACAGAAAGGAUACUCUCAACGACAGAAAGGAUACUCUCAACGACAGCAAGGAUACUCUCAGAGACAUCAAGGGUACACUGAGUCCCAUGAAGGAUUCUCUCAGACCCCCAUGA